This is a messenger RNA of Paraglomus brasilianum, 1020 nucleotides long. The record is from the annotation of a GenBank genome assembly. NCBI's taxonomy places the organism in Eukaryota, Fungi, Glomeromycota, Glomeromycetes, Paraglomerales, Paraglomeraceae.
AUGGAUCAGACGCUGGAAGAAGUUGUCAAACAUUGCAGCCAGCAACUUGAUUCCUAUCAACGCUGCAUAGAGAAUAAUCCUCAGGAUUGGGGCGUUGCUUGUUUGAAAUUUAGGAGCGAACUUAAUAAAUGUGCUGAAGAGAAUGUGACGGAAUUAAAACGUGUCAAAGCCAAAUGCAGUUCAGUCAUUGCAGCGUUUGACAACUGCCUACAGAAGAAUCAAAAAGAUCCGGAAAAAUGUAUAAAAGAACUAAAGCAACUGUACCAUUGCACAGAAGAAGCUGCGGGAAGGAAGUUAUCCAGUCCACCCCCAGAAAUUGUCGAUAACAAGAAAUUUAUAGAUCUAUCCACAUUUCAAAUCCAGUCAGCACCACCGAGUGCUUACUACAUAGAGGAAUAUAUUAGCGUUGAUGAAGAGAAGCUUCUCUUAGACAAAGUUUAUGCGGCCCCAAAACCGAAAUGGGUCACGUUAAAGAACAGAAGGCUCCAAAACUGGGGUGGAAUACCAAAAGAUAGGGGCAUGCUCUCUGAACCACUACCAUCAUGGUUAACAGAGCCUGUUUUUCCAAGGCUGGCGUUUCUCAAAGUGUUUGAUAAAUGUGCAGCCCAUAAGCUUCCAAAUCAUUGCCUGGUAAAUGAAUAUAUCAGUGGUCAAGGAAUUAUGCCGCAUGAAGAUGGUCCAUCCUAUUAUCCAACAGUUGCAACGGUUUCUCUUGGAUCACAUACAGUGCUGGAUUUUUAUAACCAUCGUUAUCAAAAUGCAGACAAGGGUAAUAUGGAUUCAAAUUCUCUAGUCUUUUCUCUGCUAAUUAAGCCAAGAAGUCUCUUAGUACUUCAAGAUGAUCUUUACAAAAGUUAUUUGCAUGGAAUAGAAGAAAGAAGCAAGGAUGUUUUAUCAGAGAAAAAUAUAAUUAAUGCUGUGGAGGAUGUAGGAGAUCUUGAAAGGGGAACUAGAGUCAGUUUGACUUUUCGCAUUGUUGAGAAAGUCAUCAAGGCAAGCUUAUUUAAUAGGAGAACCUAA